This is a messenger RNA of Symbiodinium sp. CCMP2456, 3885 nucleotides long. The record is from the annotation of a GenBank genome assembly. NCBI's taxonomy places the organism in Eukaryota, Dinophyceae, Suessiales, Symbiodiniaceae.
AUGACAGAGGGCGCAGAGGAAACAAAAAAGAAAUGGCUACGAUUGGGUGAAGCAUGGCGACAAAAGCUGCUGCUAGACCCGACCCGACCUGAACUGGGAUCCUGGCUGCAGUGCCAAGACUCUCCUUGGGGUGUGGGCUGCACUGUUUGCCAGAAAGCCGGAUUGCCUGGAAGACUAGCUAACUUCGAAGUUGUUGCAGCAGGUGCCUUGCAAUUCUCGAACCUGCAAAAGCACGCUUCGAGUCCAAGUCACCAAAAUGCCCUUCGAAAGCACCUCGCAGGCCUAAGCAAAGAGACUCCUAAGUCUAGCGUGCUCUCACCUCCCAGGGAGGCUUUUCUGUCCUUGAUGGAAGAUAUCGAAAAGGGCAUUGCUCCAAGCUCCAGAAAGGAAAAGAAAAUGCAAUGGUGCGUGGCUGAGGCCAUGAAAUCGGUGGAUCAGAAAAUGCUAGGAAGUGCAGAAUCGAUAUCUUUGUUCAGAGACGAGCGCCAGGGCCGCAUCGCCAUCCGUUUCCGAGCCGUGACUGCCAACCUCCAAGUUCACUCGGGAACUCUCGGACAAGAAAGGGAUGCCGGGACAGGGGCGCGUAACAUCACGCUUGCUACACUGAAAGUCAUGCAGCGGGCGUGUUCGCGCUUUGCCAAUCCACCAGCAGCCUCAAAGAUGCGGUCCUUCGUGAAGAAAGACUUACUGCAGCACGUCCGUCAGACAGUCACUUCGAUUGCUGUUGACUCGGCAUCAGAUGAAGUUGUCUCAGCAGAGCUGAUGCGCACAGCUGUUGUGUCUCCUGCGCUGUGCCACCUGACACCACAGUUGAAGUUUGUCUUGCGUGACAAGGCUCAUGCCUCCAGGCGGAUCACCAGCAGUCCAUGGAAGGCUGAUUCGGCCUUGACCCAGACAUUGAAACUGUUCGCAACUGGGCGAGGGUCCAUUGCCCGGCUCAUUCAGAACAGCCAUGAGCUUCGGCGAGUUUUUGCCGAGUUUGCCCAAACUUGCCACAAUGCCAUUCGUCGUGCUGUUGUCAACAUGCGGGCAGCUGGUCACAGAUUCGAGUCCCAUGCCAGACCUUUGGGACGAACGUGCUUGUUUCUCCACGCAGCAAUCAGCACAGCACUUCACAUGGUGCAAACCCGAUCCGAUGCGUCAGCAGGCUUCGCGAAGAUGUGGCUUCAGUCUCUGAAUGAAGAGCAAGCUCUUCAGGCCGCAAUGUUGGCCGAUGCUGCUGAUAGCAGCCUAGCGCUCACGCGGGUGCUUGACUCGGAGCACAUGGACCCAUGCACCCUGUCGGAAAACAUCGCUUUGUACCUCCAGAGCAUCAAGGGUCUCUUCAAUGACAAAAAAGUCCUGACAAGCUUCGGAUACACUUCCACCAUGCUUCAAACUCUUCGCCGACCGGUGGUCUUCCAGGUUGGCCAGGUCACAAGAGCGUUGGGCUCGGAGGCAGGAGUCAAGCAAGACAUCCAGGACAAAUGCCUUCGGCGUAUGCAGGCUUGGGUCAAAUUGGCUGAGUCGGCCAUUCGUGCUGAGUUUCCAUCACAUGAAAUUGCUCAGGCGUUUGCAGUAUUCAAUCUCCACGUGCAACCCCGCGACCCGUGCCCGAGCUUGAAGCGGAUAGCUGCAGCUUUCGACCUGGAUUGCGAUCGGCUCGUAGCUCAAUGGCAGGAUAUUCAGCCUCGGGCUCUUUGGUACUACAGCCACGAAACCCCUGAGGAGAGCAGCAAGUCAUGGAGGAACGCUCACAAAGAGGCCUGGACAUCUGCAAUUCAAGCCCUUGACAAGCACCACUCUACUCAGCAGAGCCACCCCUCAGAAACCUUGAAGCAAGCUUUGGUGCAGUACUUGGCGUUUGGUUGCAGCACAUCGGGGGUGGAGCAAGCGUUUUCCAAAUCAACAUGGGCAUUCCAUUGCAGACGCCAGAAAGCUUCUGCUUUCGCCGAAGAAACUGCUAUCAAGGCUCAUCUGGACCUCCCGCUGCACAACAAGGAAACCCUGGCCGAACAGGCCAGUGUGGCUUGGGCACACUGCUUCGGAAUGGCGAGACUACGUCUGCACGCGCGUAUAGACAAAGGUCUGAGAAGGCCGACGAAAAAAAUGGCUGAGGAUGACUUGUUGACAGAACAAGAAUUCGUUAAGAAGAGGCGCCUCGCAGCCACCCAGGCUGGUCGUGAGCAUGACGUUGCUGCUGAUGAUAAUAUAGACCUGUCUGAGGUCUGGACAGAACAGCAUGACAAGCAAGAAGACUUUUUUGCCAGCAAGGCAAGGGCUCGUAAACUUCAAGGCUUCGCAGAAAAGUCACUACUGCCGCAUGAAGUAGACGACACCAUGGAAGAAGAAGUUCACGCGGCCCGCAAGAAACUGCUCAAGAACGAGGCUGCCCGACAGAAAAAAAGCCGGGCUGUCAAAAUUCGUCAAGGUCAGAGUUCAGCAACCGUGCUGCAAGCUCUACGUGGCAAACGCGCUCAUGUGGCUGUUCCGGCCAGUCAGCGCCUCGACUCUCUGCUCUUUCACAGGGGCUGCACCAAGUCGAGCUUGAAAGACGCAGAUAUCAUUCUUUGCGAUAGGCCGGGAAAGUUGGACUGUCGGAGACGACUCGUCUCGUCGCUGCGAGGUCUUUACGAGAUCGGCGUUGGCUUUCUUGAAAAGGGGACAGGUGCUGCCCUCAAGAUCCGUUGUGCCGGAACUCAACGCCGAGCUCUCUUGGUUUCCACAGCUUGUGCUUCGGAAUACCCGAAGUUUUGGAGAUUCUUCCGCGAGUCACUUCCUACGGACCACACCUGGGUGCUUCACCGCCUGCCUGUCAAUCAGCUCCGCAACACACAGGCCCGGUACCACGCUGGCGUGGCCUGGGCAGUGGUGUCUCCUGCCGAGAAGCAACAUCCUGGUCUGGUCAACAUGAAGCACGUCUAUACGGUUUCCUCGCUCUGCAAGAAGAUCCAUGUUGUGGAUGUGCCCGCCCGGCUGAAGCUGAAAUCAAAGAUGAUGUUUGCCAGCGAUGCAGCGGAGAGCUGCCGGGAAAUGUUGAAGCUGAAGCAUUGCCCGGGGAGGAUCUUUAAUGAUGUUUUGGCCCGCAAAGAAGAUGAGGAAGAUGACGUAGAUGUUUAUGUCACCACGCCCCCGUGCCAAUCCUGGUCAGCUUGUGGAAAGCAGCAGGGGCUCCGCGAUAAGCGGGGCAAACUCCUCAGUGCCAGCUUCAAGUAUAUACAACGCCGCCGCCCACGUUUAGUCGUCGUGGAGAACGUUCCAGGCCUGUGCUUCAAGAAGAACAAAGCAGUCUUAACGGGGAUGUUGAAAGCUUUCGUCAAACUGGGCUACAGUGUCUGGUGGCGUGUCUUGAACAGCUCAGAUUUUCAAGUACCGCAAGAGCGGAAGCGCUUGUUUAUGGUCGCCAUCCAGAAAGACGCCCUCCGACAUCCCUUCACCUGGCCAAAAACAAUUGGCAAAGCCACGUUGGAGUCAGCCUUGGACCACGCGCGGUCCUCUGACAAGGCUGGGCGCUUGCCGCCAAAUGAAACCGCCGCAAGCUUGGUCAAAUCAGCGUACUCCAAGGUGUUCAAGACGGGUAUUGAUCCGAGAAGAGUGCCCGUGCUGGUGGAUAUAGGGUGUUCGCCCAAGUUCGCGUCUUUCGGAGUUAACAUUGCACGCACGUUGACAAGGACGCGAGGCGGAAGUCGGGCUUGGUGGGUCAGCACCCGUGGACGGAAGGUUACCAUUACAGAGCUGAUGCGGAUCUCAGGCAUACAACCUGAGGAACUUUCCGGGUGGAAAGACACUGUCUCAGAAACCCAGUUGGGGCAAAUGUUGGGAAAUUCUGUACCUGUGCCACUAAUCCAGGCAGUUCUCUCACAAGCUUUGGAAGCUGCUGGCCUCAAGCUGCCCGCGAAAGCUUGA